Xyrauchen texanus (razorback sucker) is the source of this 3295-nucleotide messenger RNA. RefSeq names its product ankyrin repeat and SOCS box containing 16 (gene asb16). The coding region runs from base 616 to 2016 and encodes 466 amino acids. The transcript has 7 exons. NCBI's taxonomy places the organism in Eukaryota, Metazoa, Chordata, Actinopteri, Cypriniformes, Catostomidae. The record is from RefSeq and is a predicted model, not a curated record. Gene Ontology annotation, biological process: intracellular signal transduction; neuronal action potential; negative regulation of delayed rectifier potassium channel activity. Gene Ontology annotation, molecular function: transmembrane transporter binding. Gene Ontology annotation, cellular component: membrane; axon initial segment; synapse.
UGGAAAAACUCUGAGGAAACUACAAUUUAAAAAAAAAAGUUUUGAUUUAUAUAACAUUGUUGGUCACUACACAAGUCCCAAAUUAUGUGUGUGUUAUUUCAUAAUUUUAGUGACUUUACUACAUAAAAUGUUAAAAAUGUAAUAAUAAAGAAUGGGCAGGUUCAUGCCUACACUUUUGAAUGGUAGUGGACGUUGUUUUUAUAUUUAACACUUCAAUAUUUACCGCACAAAUGUAUGAUUUCAGGAUGCAAUGUUUUGUUUUUAAUUUUCUACAGCCUAAGAAAUGUACAAACAAUUCUGUGAGGCGCCAUCUACAGGCAAUGUUGUGCAAGUGCAUGUACAUAUUUGCUCACAUACUAGUCUAUUAAUAUACAAAGCUCCACCGUGUGUCAGGUCAACAAUAUCUUGUGACAUGCAGCUUCGUUCCUAAAGGGACAUUAAGCCAUUUUAAUAACGGAAUUAUCAAAUAUGUUGAGCAUUGUCUGUUCCAGAUAUCAAACUAAUGUUUUAGGCACAUACAUUUUUGAGGGACAGUCUGAACAAAGAGGAGCUUAAAGGACUUCUAAAGGCCCACUGCUCUGGGACACUUCUAAACACUGCUGUACACUCGCCGGGAUGUCCCGGGACACCUUUGCCUUUACCUCUGCCUCUCUACGCUCCUUGAGGCUGGAGCAAGAGCUUCAGGACUGGGAAGAUGCCAGACGGGCACUGGCACACAGGAGGGCUAUGACCAGGCGCCCGCUGCCUAUAGCCCCCAGACUUCGGCAUGGAAACGAGAGGAUCCAGACAGUCCGUGCUCCUCCACCCCAAAUACAGUGCAGAGACCCAGCCAUCCAUGAGACCUUCAUGUGUGGAGAUAUGAAAAAAGUGUAUACUGUCCUCAAAGAACCAGGCAUGGUCAACGCAUUGAUGGAAACCGUUCAUGAGGAGAUGGUGUGGGCCCCAGAAAUGGGAAUGUGGACUCUUAUAUCAAAGGUUAAGCAGACAUCUGCACUGCGUCUGGCUGCCAGCAGAGGUCACUCUGGUUGUGUUGAGGAGCUGCUGUUUCGGGAAGCAGAGGUGGAUGAAGACACGGGUGGGCGUACAGCUUUACACGAUGCCUGCUCAGGUGGCCAUCAAGUCUGUGUGCGCCUUCUCCUGGACCACGGGGCUGACCCGGACCUGCUCACUGUUGAUGGCAAUGCCCCAUUGCACCUCUGCAAUGCAGCAGAAACAUAUGAGUGUGCUGAGCACUUGGUGACCAGUGGUGCGCUGGUGAACGUAUCCCAGCGAGAUUCAUGUCUCACCCCCCUUCAUGUGGCCUGCAGGAGAGGACUGGAGGCCCAUGUCGAGCUCUACCUGUCCUAUGGUGGUGAUGUAACAGCUCAGAGCCAAGAGGGUGAAACGCCCCUGAACGCAGCCUGCGCAGGGGCAGAGCGACCAGAAGAUGCGGGACGGUAUCUGCGUAUUGUCCAGAGGCUGUUAGCGGCCGGGGCCGAUGCGCAAACUGCAGGGAGAAAAAAGCACACUGCCCUGCAUAACGCCUGUGGAAACUGUUGCCCACGCAUAGUUAAACUGCUGCUGAAACAUGGGGCUCGUGCAGACGUAUCUAACUGUGCCGGAUACACACCUAUGGACUGCCUGCUGCAGGUAGUAGAGGAUUACCCAGGCCAGCAGCCGGAGAUUGUGGCUCAGUCUCUGCUCAACUAUGGAGCACAUCCCCCUUUUCCUAGAAUGCUGAAACUUUGCCUCCUCUCUCCUGCCACCCUGGAGGUAAUGCUGAACUGUUUUGAAGUCGUGCCAGCAUGUGAGGAGUGGUUACAGGACAUACCUGAGGAGCUACUCAAGGAACAUGAGUCUUUCUUCGAUGCUGUCAGGCAGAUGAGCGGUCAGCCGCGCUCUUUGCAGCACCUCUGCCGCUGUUCACUCCGCCGCCACCUGGGGUCACUGUGUCACUUUGCGAUAGACCAGCUCAACAUACCCAGUGCUUUGAAAGAUUAUUUGCUGCUGCGACAAAAUGAUGGGCAACUCCGUUGAAUGUUUUAGAGACAAAAUUGGUUGAGUACAGAGACAGCUGACUUUUAUUUUAUGAGCUAUAUGCCAUCCGUGAACACAAAUAGACAUUAAUUAAAAUGGUUUUAUACUUCACAUGACACCUCUUGACAGUACAGUAUUAUUUUAAUGUGAGAAUGUAUUGUGCAAAUAUAUUAAUUUUCGUCACCUGUUUUUAGGUGGAAGAAAAAUGCUUCUGCAAUAAAUUAGCGUCAACUUCUGCAUCUUUGAAACAUUGUGUGAGUGUUUUCCUGCACCAUCUGUUAAACUGCGGCACCACAGCAAGUAAAAUAUUUGUUGCUUGCCAUCUGAAUUGAAUGUAAUAAGUUAAAGUUGAAGUAUUUAACUUUUUCAGUGUUAAAAUACUUUCUUUUAUUCCAGCCAAAUAAGUUUAAGUACAAGUAAGCCAUUCAUAGGUUAAUUUUCUCAAAAGCUGUUAACACUGUGUUUCUGUGGCACUAUAUUAAAAAGAAAUGUAAAGUAAAUUUUUGGAAUUCUGUUCGCUGACGCUAGUGUUGCAGAAAUUACAUCACCUUUAAAAUAGCUUUGGGACAGUUCAAUUGCAUUGUCUUCACUGCCUGCUUGCAAAAACAAAUAUACUGAAAUUACCACAGAAGUACAGAGUGACCAAAUGAACAAGACAAAAAAAAUCAGGAUGUACUAGGGAACUCAUCAAGUCUGAUGCUUUGGCACUGUCUCUGCCAUCCAAAAGUGCAUUAAAUACAGUAAGCCUCAAAGACUCAAAUAACCAUAAAAUCAUCUUUUCCAUUACUUAUUUUCUGCAUUUCUAUCAUCUUCGGACAGUAAUAUUACAGGAUGCUCUACCCUAGUUCCUAGCAUUGCACCAUAGCUGUUGUAUUUGUAGUUUUCAUCUUUUAGUUGUUUGCCAUGUAGUGAUUUUUGAGAGCUCAUAUUAUACUUGAUAAGCUGUUCCCUGUCUGUCACUCACUCGACGUUGUCGAUGUAGUGACAAUCACCUUUGCUUUAUUCAGAAAAGGCCAAUGAAAAUUGGCAUGUGGAAUUUGCAUGCCUCUUUCCGCCCCAGACAUACGGUUAUAAAAGGAGAUGGCGUGCUCUACUCGUUCAGACUUGUUCUUUGGAGCCAUGCACACAUGUGUUCGUCCCUUCACUUGCUAUUUGCCACUGGAAUUACGGCAUGUAUCAGCGGUCACCCUCGCACAGUCGAGUGUUGUGCUUCCCCUGGGCGCUCUGGACACCCCACAGGUGUAAAAGAGUAUACAGUGAGGAAAAUAAGUAUUUGAAC